AUGGGAAAAGGCUCGCACUCUGUCUGGGACGAGCUGUCAAACACGUCAGCAAGCCACCUCCUGAUGGCGCUCAUCAAGGAACAAGGCUGGCCAACCAACGCGCCCGGCAGAGGUCACGCGGAGGGCGACCCAGGCAAAGUCUUAUUCGCCAAGGCUACUCGGUACAAGUGUCGCGACUAUCUCAUCAAGAAGGUUUGA
Penicillium brevicompactum is the source of this 198-nucleotide messenger RNA. RefSeq lists its product as uncharacterized. The transcript is spliced from 2 exons. Lineage: Eukaryota; Fungi; Ascomycota; Eurotiomycetes; Eurotiales; Aspergillaceae. Bases 1 to 198 code for a protein of 65 amino acids. The record is from RefSeq and is a predicted model, not a curated record.